AUGCUCUACGUUCUCGCAGAGAGGCUGCUAGACCAGAGGACCAAAGACCUGACCCUUGCAGCGAUUUCUUACCCCGCAGAAGAACAAAAUCGCGUGCUACUGGGCUGCCCGAGCGUCGUUUCUGUCCAGGUCAUCUACGACGGUACGCCCGACAAGAAUUCAGUUCGUCAGCUUCUUGUUCAACUAUACACCGACUAUGGUGCUGGCUUCAUCUUCAACAGUAACACGUCAGACGAACUGCCGAAAGUCUUCCUCUUUGAGUGGUCGAAGGAUUUGCAGCGCAAGCGCAAGAAGCCGUGGCAACAUGAGGACACAGCUCAGCAGCUUGACAAGACGAUUGAAGACUACAACAACCUUGCUCAGGAGCAUAACGAUCUCAUCGCAAAGCACACCAUGAUUGAAAGGAAUGUGGCCAAGACUCAAACAGACCUGAAAAAGAUGACAGAAGAGGGCAACGCUCUGAGCGGCAAAUACACCACUGUCAUCAACGAGAAUGCGUCCAUCAGAAGCCAGCUCGCUACCACAACAAGACACGUGAAACUCCAAUCGGACCUUGCGGUCUCACUGAGAGUCGAUCUGAUCCGUGCAGGAAAUAAGAGCGAGAAACUGCGCAACAAACGCGAGGAAGUGAAAGAAAACGCGAAAAGAUUGGAGGAUCAAUUGGCUGUAUGCGACCAGUAUGUUCCUCCCAACGCUCAAGCCGGGUAUCGCACGUGGCUGAUAUCAUCAGCUGCAAACACGGCUACUGCAGUAAUUGUGCCCUACAAGGGGAGAAGGGUCGUUUGA
This is a messenger RNA of Macroventuria anomochaeta, 786 nucleotides long. RefSeq lists its product as uncharacterized. The record is from RefSeq and is a predicted model, not a curated record. The coding region runs from base 1 to 786 and encodes 261 amino acids. Lineage: Eukaryota; Fungi; Ascomycota; Dothideomycetes; Pleosporales; Didymellaceae. The transcript has a single exon.